Molecule: messenger RNA, 1026 nt
Organism: Rhizopus microsporus ATCC 52813
Lineage: Eukaryota; Fungi; Mucoromycota; Mucoromycetes; Mucorales; Rhizopodaceae
Exons: 4
Coding region: 71-910 (279 amino acids)
Source: RefSeq, a predicted model, not a curated record
AAAAAGAGAGAGAGAGGAUCUUCCUUGUAAUACAUAAAAAAUCUUUCUUUCCCCUUUCUUUUUUUUCCAUAUGAAUCUUCCUAAAAUAAAACGAAUACCGUCUUUUGCUUAUCCUUUGAAAGGAGUUUAUUUCUUUUUAGCCCAUCCAAAGGAACUAUGGUUAAAAACGCUCAGUCCUAUUGUAUUGUCAAUCAUCUUUAGCACUUUCUCUAUUGGAUUUUCAUUAAAGGUACUUUUGCCUGGACAUGUUGAGAAGUUAAUCGAAUGGCACUGGCCACACUGGAUGUCUUGGUUCGUUUCUGUCAUUUCUGUUGUCCUCGAGAGUGCCAUCAUCAACUUGCUGUUCUUUGCCAUUUUGGUGCCCAUCUUUCAGGAUGCUGUGUUUGACGCUACCUUAGAAGCUAGAGGAUUAGGUCAUCUGUUAGAUGAUACCGAGGAUAUACCAAAGCUUGUCAUUUGUUGGCGUAAUAUAAGGUCAAGCAUCUUGGUAAAUUGGUUACUGAUUAUGGUCAAGAUCUUACUUUUGAUUCUCACAUCUCCUUUUCAACUGGUGCCUAUUGUUGGUACAGCACUGGCUUGCUAUAUCAGUGGAUGGCCAACCGCUUGGAACCAGCACCUGCAUUAUGAUAUUGAAAUCCGCGGACUCAAAGUAUCCGAAUCAUACCGCUAUGCAAAAGAACAUAAAUGGGACUAUGCCAACUUUGGCUCCGUUGCGUUUGCUUUGGAAAUCUUGCCCGUAUUUAAUAUCUUUUUCGUAUGGACAAACAUCGUAGGCGCUGGUUUAUGGGUGGCCGCUACCUACGAGCACGAAAAUGAUCAGACAGCCGAGGAAGAAGAGAGCGUACCUUAUCCUCCUGCAAAGAAACCCACGACAGCAACAGCCACAGAACAAACCCCACUUCUCCAAUAAUAAAAUGCCCCAAAAGAUUCUAUACCUGUCAAUUGAUUAAACUGUAGCACAGUUGACACCUAUUAAGGGACGUUUGUGUAAUGUUGCAUUUUUAAAAAAGAAAAUUGCAUGGCUUA